UGGAAUUCUUUUUCCCACUUAAGUGACUUGCCAAGAACCUCAGCAAACUAGUUUGCCACACGUAUUUGGGACUCAAUUGAGACAUUAAAAUCGUAAUGAUAACCAGAAAUUUGCCAUAACUUGCCAUCAAUUGAUUAUAGCAUAUUGAAACAAAACUCCAUUUACAAGAUGGAGUUCAUCAGCAAAAGAUUGGGUGUUCUUCUAUUAACCAUUUGUUUCACUACUUCCAUGAUCAUCCCAUCAAAAGUAACUGCACUACUAAACCAAUCAACUGUUCAUAUCUUACCUCUGGGCCAUCAUCCUGAUCAUCAGGAAAUCUGUGAAGAGAUGAAAUGCAGCAAGAAUGGGCCUCCGGUGAGGUUCCCGUUUCGUCUCCAGGGACGACAGCCUGAAAACUGUGGUUAUAACUCAGGUUACGAUCUUUACUGCGACGAAUCGAAUCGAACUAUAUUUCAGCUUCCUGCAACAUCUAUCAAGUUUUUGGUCGCGAAAAUUGACUAUUUGACUCAAACUAUGAAAGUUCGAGCACCAGCUGAAGAAGAUUGUAUGGCAAAGCACCUCAAAGAUUUUGACAUUUCCACCACCCCAUUUCGGUUUUCUGAUUCAUCGUCGUCUGAAAAGGAUAGGUACUCUUUAUUCAAUUGCUCAGCCUCAAAAGGUAAUCCUUUUACUCGGAGAUAUAACUUCUAUAACAAGUAUCAAGAUAUUUGCCUUGAUAGCUCUGGAUACAAAGUGUUUGCGCUGCCUGCAAGUUCAGAAAUUGGGUGUUUACCUUUGGAAUAUUGUACCAAGAUGUACAAUACCAAAUUGGUUUCGGAUGAAUUAUUUAAUGUAAAAGGGAAAAAAAAGAGUAUGAGUUUGACUUGGUCUUUGAUGGACUGCAAAAGUUGUGAGAUGAAUGGUGAUCUUUGUGGAAGAGACAUCAGCGGAGCCAACAAUAAUCAAAUUCGAUGCUUUCAGAAGAACACUGGUAGAUUAACGAAGAUUUUUAGUGGUAUUGGUCCCAUCCUUGGAUUUUUGUUACUCCUACUGGUAACUACUGUAUUUGCCCUUGCUUAUUCCAAAAGGAAAAUAGAGGAAGAAAAUCAAAGGAGGAUAAAGAAUUUUUUAGAGAAUUAUGCUGCUAUGAAGCCUACUCGAUACUCCUACGCUGAUAUAAAGAAAAUGACCGACGACUUCAAGGAGCAAUUAGGCGAAGGAGGUUACGGGAAUGUGUUCAAAGGAAAAGUGGGGAAUGGCAUAUUUGUAGAAGUUAAAUUGUUGCAUAACUCCACGGAAAAUGGAGAAGAAUUCAUCAACGAAGUUGGCACAAUGGGAAAACUCCACCAUGCCAAUGUAGUUCGAUUGCUAGGCUAUUGCGCGGAUGGAUUCAAAAGAGCCCUUGUCUAUGAAUUCCUGCCUAAUGGUUCCCUAGACAAGUACAUAUUCCCAAAUAAAGGCACAGAGAAAGCAGUUCAUCAGCACAAGCAGCAGCUGGGAAUGGAGAAGUUACUAGAUAUUGCUAUCGGCAUAGCACGGGGAAUCGAGUACCUUCAUCAAGGAUGUGAACAGAGGAUCCUGCAUUUCGACAUAAAGCCACAAAACAUAUUGCUAGACAGAAACUACAACCCGAAGAUAUCAGAUUUCGGGCUAGCCAAGUUGUGCGAGAAGGGAAGGAGUGCGGUUUCCAUGACGGCUGCUAGAGGAACAAUGGGAUACAUCGCGCCCGAAGUCUUCUCCAGGCAUUUUGGGAAUGUUACUCACAAAUCAGAUAUUUAUAGUCUUGGGAUUUUAUUACUCGAAAUGGUGGGAAGACGAAAGAACAUUGACCCGAAUGUUGAAAAUGUCAGCCAAGUGAACUUCCCUGAAUGGGUGUAUGGGUGCAUGUCUGAAGGCAAAGAAUGGAGAAUCCAGGUUGAGGAAGAUGAUGCAGAGGACAAGAUUGCUAAGAGAUUAGCAAUUGUGGGACUCUGGUGCAUCCAGUGGAAUCCAAAAGAUCGUCCUUCGAUCACACUAGUGCUUCAAAUGCUUGGAGGAAGUGGUGAAGAUCUAUCUAUUCCACCAAAUCCUUUUUCCUCAGGCAAUGCCACGAGUCCAGGUUAUCGAAAAAUAGAUGAUAUAUACGAUGCCCUUAAGGCUGGUAUUGACUCUGAUCACCGAAUCCAAAUAAAUUCGUCAACUGAAAACCUUAGAGAUGUGCUUAGGAAACUCAUGUAAGUUAAUGCAUUGUGUAAAGCAGAUGUAAUUUGAUUUCAAAUUCUUUUAACUUCACUUCAAGAGGGCCAUACAUAGUGCAGAACAGAAACUACCAGUAAAACAAGGCCUUCACUCCUUUGCAACGUUUUGCUUGAAAGGUCUAGUUAGGGAAAUGAAGAGCAAAUAAACUUGGGUUUCCAUCACAGUUAGAUUAUGGUUUCGAUAUUUACAGACUGUUUACCGCGUCCUUUAAGCUCAUUUAUCAUUUUCUUCACAAAUAACCUGUAGAAUUUCCUCCCUUCCUGGCUUCUGAUGAGGUCCUUAUGGUAAAACCAAUGUCACCUUUUGCACUUUGUAUCAACCAGAGUAAAAUGUAAUACUCCUUCCGUCCCAAAAUUAUUGUCCAGUUUGAGAUUUCACUUUUAGUACAAUCCGAACUAAAAUUGAAA
This is a messenger RNA of Oldenlandia corymbosa var. corymbosa, 2624 nucleotides long. NCBI's taxonomy places the organism in Eukaryota, Viridiplantae, Streptophyta, Magnoliopsida, Gentianales, Rubiaceae. The record is from the annotation of a GenBank genome assembly.